Molecule: messenger RNA, 3715 nt
Organism: Zerene cesonia (dogface butterfly)
Lineage: Eukaryota; Metazoa; Arthropoda; Insecta; Lepidoptera; Pieridae
Gene: Ork1
Product: open rectifier potassium channel protein 1
Exons: 6
Coding region: 347-3211 (954 amino acids)
Biological process (GO): stabilization of membrane potential; potassium ion transmembrane transport
Cellular component (GO): membrane
Molecular function (GO): potassium ion leak channel activity
Source: RefSeq, a predicted model, not a curated record
ACCGCCGCGAUUUGAAAGCGCGCGCGCCGGUAAAAUCAUUCAGUCGCAUCAGCCGCUUUAGUCGAACGUCGUGCAAUUAAAAGCGACAUCGAUUUUCCUAAUCGAAUAAUGGAUUACAAUCGAUCAGAGUGUGCUCGCGUUCAAUGAUCACUCCGGUAUCAUGUGCUACAAAACGGCCUACGUCCAAAAUGAGAGCGCUAAUUUUACGGACACGAAAAAUUUGAAAUUACGAAUGCAUUACAUUUUAUUUGCGAGGACGAUGUGGACAACUUGUAUUCUGUGAUUAUCGUGUGUAACGGUCGUUCAAAACUGUGAUUUAUAGAAUUUAAAUUUAAAACUAGUCAAGAUGAUGUCCAAAAAGCAACUCGCUUGCAUGCUGGCGCUCCAUAUAGUGUAUUUGCUGGUCGGAGCGAGCAUAUUUUAUCACAUAGAAAGCCCCUUGGAGCUGGCUCAAAGAGCCGAAGAAAAACUGGAAAGACUUGAAAUCCAAAAUCUCCUUUACGAAAACUAUAUUCCAAACGAUCCUCACAAGCAAGACAGUAUCCUGCGCAAGCUAUCCGACUACUGUGGCAAGUCCAUGUACAACUUCACUACCGAGGAUGAGGAACCGCCUUACAAAUGGGACUUUUAUCAUUCAUUUUUCUUCUCUUACACCGUUGUUAGUACAAUUGGAUAUGGUAACUUGGCUCCAACUACUCAUUUAUCAAGGAUACUAAUGAUCUUCUAUGGAUUGUUUGGCAUCCCUAUCAACGGUAUAUUGCUGGCCAAUCUUGGUGAAUACUUCGGUCUACAGCUAAUCUCUGUCUACCGCAAGUACAAAAAGCGUAAUGAAAAGCGAGCAGACAAACUCGACUAUUUCUUUAUGAAUCUCGGCAUGUUGGGCCAGAUAUUCCUGUACCUGGUCCCAGGGUUCCUCUUCUUCAUAUUCUUGCCCGCUUGCAUCUUUGUUGUUUUUGAGGGUUGGGACUUCGUGGCGGGAGUUUAUUAUGCAUUUGUUACGCUCACUACUAUUGGUUUUGGUGAUUUAGUCGCUGGUACUGUCAACAAUGGCUUCAAAUAUGGCUAUUUCCUUACCUAUCAGAUAUUCCUUAUCAUUUGGAUAACCUUCGGCCUCGGCUACAUAGUGAUGUUACUCGGAUUCAUCACCAGCGGUAUGAGAUCCGAAAGAGUUCAUAGACUGGAGCAGAAAUUCGCUUGUCAGUUGAAAACUACGCAGAGUAAAAUUCUACAAGGAUUCACGAGAGAUAUAGCGAUAAUAAGGAAGAUAAUAAAUGAAGCUAAUUUAAUAAAAUUGAAGCCUGUUUAUGUUGAAUCAAAACCGCACAUUCACCGCAGCGUAAGUUGUCCCAUAUUAACCUACGACGUUGAACCAAGAGGACCAAUUAUUAAAAGAAAAAGAGCUAAUUCAGAAAAUAUAUAUCUUACUGCGAAAGACAUGCUGAGAAUUCAGUCAGAUACUGAUCUGCUAGGAAUUGACAAAGAGAAAACAUUCACAGCGUCAGCUAUUGUAAAACCUGCCGAACUCUUAGCUAGAGUAGUUAAUGUUCUAGGUGGAUUCAAUCAAGUACAAGAAAAUAGAGGCAUUAAUAUAUUUGAUGACGAACAGAUUCUAGCGAGUGAAAAACCUCCACUAUUUAGUAUAGGAAAUGAUAUAUUAAAUUCUAAGAGAACGCGUGCCUUAAGCGUAGCUGUACCUAAUUAUAGAAAGGAAUCUGUGUCAAAAUUCAAUCAUGACUUCACUUGGACAAAUGGUGAUACGGCUGAAAAGUAUAGAAAAGAAGCAAAUAUACGUAGUGGAAAAUUGUCUCUACCCACAGCAAUACAACCUCCUGAAGAUAUGCAACCAAAGAGUUUAUUCGCGAGAUUAUUUAGAAAACCGAGUUCUGGUGAAAGUCCUACUGAGUAUAUAAAGAACACAAUGAGAGGCAGAGUCAGUGCUGCUCAAGCAUCUACAGAUAAUUCUAAAGAUAAUCAGAAAUCUUCAAAUAUAUUCCCCCUCUCAUACGGCCUUAGUGAUGAAGAAAGAAACGACCUAGAUAAAUACAAAGAAAAGACUAAACGUGGCCGACAUAGUAUUUUCCCAACAUUUGAUUUCUCAGAGGACGAAGAUACAGCUACAAGGACAUCAUAUCAACAGAGACCAAAACGACACAGCAUAUUCCCGACCUUCAACUUUAGUGAAGAUGAAAACGAAGAAGCUAACCGCUAUAAAGAAAAAACAAGACGUGGUCGACAUAGCAUAUUCCCCUCUUUUGAUUUCAGUGAACAUACUAGUAACGAUGAAGAUACAAUGGAUGAAGAUGAAAUUGAGAGGUACCAAAAUCGGACUCGCAGAGGACGUACAAGUUUAUUCCCAUCGUUUGGAAAGUCAAAGAAAAACGACGAAGAACAUCUACCAGAAAGUUCAGAUGAGUUAGUGAAUUAUAAAGAAAAAACGAAACACGGACGCAGCAGUCUAUUUCCAUCGUUUGGCAAAAGUCGUAAAAUUAGCUCUCCAGAAGAAUGUUCUAGUGAUUUAGAAUCGAGUAUUAGGCAAUAUCAGAACCAGACCAAACGUGGUCGAAAAAGUUGUUUCGCUGGUGACGCAUCCAGUUAUAUGGGUAAUCAGUUUGCGAGUGAUUUAGAAAAUUACAGAAAUAGAACAAAAAGAGGUCGUCCGAGCUUGUUUGACCCGGACGUGAACAUUUCAACGCUGCCAGAAAAUGAGCAAGUUGAAGUAUUAGAAAAUACAAGUGUGGCUGAUUUGUUGCGUGCAUUGGCUGUGUUGGAGACGGCAAACACACAAAGUACAAUAGAAUCUGGGGAUCCAAGACGCCGUGGUUCACUGAGACCUGAUUAUAAUCUUUCUACAAUUUCAAAUAGAGACUUCGAAGAACAGGUUGGACCAAGACGUCGAAGAGUUAGCGCAAGACUUGCAGCUCCUCAAUUUACUCCCACAUUAGCUACUGUGGUAGCAGGAGCUGAAUUGCAAAUAACAGCUGCCACCCAAAGAGAGAAUAGGAUGACCAUGUUAACACAUCCACCUCCACCCUAUAGCGAAACUGAAGAUUAUCAGCCAAGAGCUAGAAGAUAUUCACCAGCUCCAAGUGAAUCUAGGUCUGGGCCUAUACCUAGAAUGUACUCAAGGAGUCGCAAAGAAAGUCACGAAGAACCUUCGAGGCGCGGCAGCCUAACGGACAUUGUAAUCGAUACUAAUAAAGAUAAAACAUAGUGCCUUAUAGACUUACGAUUUAUGUUAAGUAUUUAUUCUUAAUUAAAAGCCGUCCAUGGAUCGCCAGUCAUUCCUAUUUAAUGAAUGUUAGUUAGAAAUGCCAAUGACUUUUGAGAUUGUAAGUACUUAAGAAAUAAUUAAGUGAAUUCUAUAAUUGAUAAAUGUUAUAAAUUGUUUUCCGUUUUGUAGACGUUAUUGCUAUUAGCUCCAGUUAUAUGCCUCGCAGAUUCAUUUAUGAAAAUUAUGAUAAUUUUUAAACUUCAUUCAAAAUUUUUGCUUAUAAUGACUUGAUUGCAUUUUUAGUUUGCUUUUUAAAUUAUAUGCAAUAUCACAUAGAUUUGAGAAAAAUCUAAUUCGUCAAUUAAUGUACCAUUUUGUACACCUACCAAAUCAGGGUCGAGGAAUUAAAUGGAGACUAAUAAUAACGAAAGUAAUUAUUUAAUCAAAUGAACAUCCAAAAGGGAUUUGCUUUUGAAGCAUAUGUUUACAACACUUUUGUCAUUA